AUGAGCGUCACAACCCACCCGAGAGAGCCUCCCCCAAUGGGUGAACUGGCAACCAUCAUCCAGAAGUCCCUUGAAUCCAACUUCGCGAACGCCACAGCACGUGUUGUUGACUGCCCGGACCUACGCGAACCCCCCUUCAACCUCGCUGCAGCCGGACUCUCCGGAAAUCCAUGCAUUGCUGAUAUCGGAGGACAGGCCAAUCUUUUCCCGACCCCGAACCUCAAUGCCAAAUACUCGCUUCUUUCCCUUGCAAAGGACAUGCAAAUGUUACCCACCGGGGGUUCUAUAAUCGGCGCAGGUGCGGCUCCGUUCCACGAUAUCGGCCAUAAUGCCGAGCUUGCUCCAAAUAUUUCCUGGAGUUCGGAAGCGGACGUACCAGAAUUCGAUAUCCCGUCUUCAUUGAGGGUUGUCAAUAGAACACGGGUUAUUGAUGUUAACACUGAGGGCUUAUCGUCAUGUCACCAUGCUACCAGUACGAACUGUGCGCUUAUGAUGAAUUUGUAUGGGUCAACUGGUGAUCCAGGGCAAGUGCUCAAGAUCUCAGCGAGAGGACGCACGGGUGAUCAGAACUUCACCAAUUGUAUUCGCCUUGGACUUCGUGAUUUCUAUGGGGAUUCAAAUCCGAUAAGUCUCGGUGGGGUAUUUCUUCUCAAGUCUGGUAAGGCCAAGUUUCAUGUUAUGCCCGACUUUCCAAAAGAUUUACCCUUCCGAGAUCGAGAGCAACUGGAGAAGGAAUGGCUGACUUAUCAUGUAUUCGAUGCGCCUGUCGUGUGCUUGACCGUAAUGCAUAGUGCUGACCCGGAGAGUUUGGGGUUAAGGAUGGAGCACACCCAUUGUUUUGAUGCUGAGGGUAGUCGCAAAGGUGGUCACUAUCAUUAUGAUGUGCCUGGCGAGGAGGAAGUUGAGUAUGAGGCCUAUUUGCAUCCUGCUUCUAUACUUUACAGGAUUGAUCGACCCUUCUGA
This is a messenger RNA of Penicillium pulvis, 963 nucleotides long. RefSeq lists its product as uncharacterized. Gene Ontology annotation, molecular function: zinc ion binding; hydrolase activity, acting on ester bonds. The record is from RefSeq and is a predicted model, not a curated record. Lineage: Eukaryota; Fungi; Ascomycota; Eurotiomycetes; Eurotiales; Aspergillaceae. Gene Ontology annotation, cellular component: nucleus. The transcript has a single exon. The coding region runs from base 1 to 963 and encodes 320 amino acids.